CCGGAACUCCGCUCAAGGUUCCGACGUGGCCCGGGUGCCUUUGGACCAGCGAUCGUUAAGAUAUCCUAGCCCAGAGGGAUGGAGAGUGCAUCAUCCGUGUAGACUCAUGAGCCACCCUCGUGUGGUGGUGGCAUUGAGGAGAGGCGUGUUCAGACAUACCACCAGCCUCCCAGAUGGCAGCCGUCGACAUGUCCCAUGGACUCUGUGAGCUUUGAAGAUGUGGCUGUUGAUUUCACCCAGGAGGAGUGGACUUUACUGGACUCAGCUCAGAGAGACCUGUACAGAGAUGUGAUGCUGGAGACCUGUGAGAACCUGGCUUCCAUAGGAAGUGACCUGCUCAACCACAAUGUGAUAUGUUGUCUGGAGGGAGAGGAAGAACUGAGGACAGUGCAGGGGAGAGUUCUCGAAGAAUGGCGACUUAAAACCAGAGGAUCAACGCAUUGGCCAGAUGUUUUUUGGUUUAAACCAUCAAAUGGGAUUCAAACGGCAAAAAGCCACAGUGGAGGGGAACUCUGUGACCACAAGCAGUGUGGAGAAACCUUCAGUGAACAUGCAGAUCUUAUCACACACGUGAGAACUCAGAGUGCAGGGAACACUUAUGUGUCCAGUCAUUAUGGAAAAGACUUUUUUACUCUGUACAAGGAAACCUCUACUGGAGAACAGUUUUCUGUGUUGAAUCGGUGUGGAAAAGGCUUUAGCCUAACUCCAGAUGUUGUUGACCAGAGAACAUGCACACAAGGCACAUCCUCUGACUUCAGUGACAGUGCAAAAGCAUUCCCUAAUCAGUCACAUCUGCAGACACAUAUGAGAACUCAUAGCAGGCAAGAUCUGUAUGAGUGGAAGCAGUAUGGGAGAGCUUUUACUAACCCCACAAGCCAUGUUGUGCCUGUUGAAAUACCCAUUCUAAAGAAUCCCCAGGUCUUUAGAUCUCCUUCUGACCUUAAAAUUCAUAUGCAAACCCAUACUGUCGGGAAGCCCUUUGAACUUAAGGAAUGUUUGAAAUCCUUCUCUAUUGCUUCCAACCUAACUGAACAUGAAAGAAUCCAUAUUGGAAUGAAAACUUAUGAAUGUAAGGAAUGCGGGAAAGCCUUCACUGGGCGCUCAGGCCUUUCUAAACACCUACAAACACACGCUGGAGAGAAGCCCUAUGCAUGUAAGGAAUGUGGGAAAGCCUACAAUAGGUUUUCUCUACUAACCGAACACUUGAAAACUCACACAAGGGAGAAGCCCUUUGAAUGUAUGGUGUGUGGAAAAUCUUUCAAAAAUUCCUCAUGCCUUAAUAAUCAUGUCCGAAUUCACACUGGACUAAAACCCUAUACAUGUAAGUACUGUGGGAAAGCCUUCACUGUGCGGUGUGGCCUUACUAGACAUGUACGAACUCACACAGGAGAGAAACCUUAUGAGUGUAAGGAGUGUGGGAAAGCUUUCUGUACAUCCUCUGGCCUUAUUGAACAUAUAAGAACUCACACUGGAGAAAAGCCCUAUGAGUGUAAGGAGUGUGGGAAAUCCUUCACUGUUUCUUCAAGCCUAACUGAACAUGUGAGGAUUCAUACUGGAGAGAAACCCUAUGAGUGUAACCAGUGUGGGAAAGCCUUCACUGGCCGCUCAGGUCUUACUAAACAUGAACGAACACACACUGGAGAGAAACCCUAUGAAUGUAAGGAAUGUGGGAAAGCCUACAAUAGGUUUUAUCUUCUAAACGAACAUUUAAAAACUCACACAGAGGAGAAGCCCUUUGAAUGUAUGGUAUGCAGAAAGUCCUUUAGAAAUUCCGCGUGCCUGAAUAAGCACAUUCACAUUCACACUGGAAUAAAACCAUAUGAGUGUAAGGAGUGUGGGAAGGCCUUUACUGUUUCUUCAAGCCUAACUGAACAUAUACGAACUCACACUGGGGAGAAGCCCUAUGAAUGUAAAGAAUGUGGAAAAGCCUUCACUACAUCCUCACAUCUUAUUGUGCAUGUACGAACUCACACUGGAGAGAAGCCUUAUAGAUGUAAAGAAUGUGGAAAAGCUUUCGCUUCAUCAUCACACCUUACUGAACACAUAAGAACUCACACUGGAGAGAAGCCAUAUACAUGUAAGGAAUGUGGAAAAGCCUUCCGUGCAUCCUCACACCUACGUAAACAUAUGAGAAUCCACACUGGACAGAAACCCUAUGAAUGUAGGGAAUGUGGGAAAGCCUACGAUAGAUUUUAUCUAUUAAAUGAACACUUGAUAACGUACAAUGACAAUAAACUUUUUGAAUGCAAGGAAUGUGGAAAAUCCUUUAGGAAUUCUUCAUGCCUUCAUCAUCACACUCAAAUUCACACUAAUGAGAAAGCUUACUAA
This is a messenger RNA of Carlito syrichta (Philippine tarsier), 2328 nucleotides long. RefSeq names its product zinc finger protein 778-like. Gene Ontology annotation, biological process: regulation of DNA-templated transcription. The transcript has 6 exons. Bases 196 to 2328 code for a protein of 710 amino acids. The record is from RefSeq and is a predicted model, not a curated record. NCBI's taxonomy places the organism in Eukaryota, Metazoa, Chordata, Mammalia, Primates, Tarsiidae.